AUGACCGUGCAAAAUCCAUCCUACGUCCUUGUGACAGGAGCAACUGGCUUCAUUGGCGCCCAUGUCGUCGACAAUCUGCUAGCCAAGGGCUUGAAAGUUCGAGGCUCAACGCGGUCAAUUAAUAAAGGCGAAGAAAUGAAGGCCGCACGGCCCCAAUACGCCGACAAGCUCGACUUCGUCGUCGUGGAAGACUUCACCAAGAUUGGCGUUUUCGACUCCGCAAUGGAGGGCAUUGAUGCCGUGAUCCACGUCGCCAGCCCCUUCUUCUACAACACAACAAACAACGAAGAAGAACUAAUCCUCCCCGCCAUCAACGGCGUGAAAUCCAUCCUCACAGCCUCAGCCAAGCCCGGCACAAAUGUCAAGCGCAUAGUCCUAACAUCAUCCUUCGCCUCAAUCCUCGAUGUCAACAGUAACCCAACUCCCGACUUUACCUACACUGCCCAGCACUGGAACCCACUCACCUAUGAAGAAGCCGCAGCCCCAACCGCCACAUCGGUCAUAGCCUACCGCGCGUCCAAGAAAUAUGCUGAACUAGCAGCGUGGGACUUCAUCAAGACCGAAAAGCCACUCUUCGACCUGGUCACCCUCUGCCCGCCCAUGGUCUUUGGACCCGUCGUCCACCCUGUGGCUAAUAUCGCUUCACUCAAUGAGUCAAAUGCUGGUCUUUGGAGCGUGGCAGCUGGCGCGGACCCGCUACCCGGCGCUCGUGUCCCUGCGUGGAUCGAUGCGCGCGAUCUUGCUGAAGCGCACGUACAAGCCCUGCUGAGACCCGAGGCGGGCGGCAAGCGAUUCUUGCCUGCUGCUUUCGACCCGUUUUCCUAUGAGUAUGCGGCAGAUAUCAUUAAGGGCGAGUUCGAGUGGGCGAGGGGUGUUGUUACGGAGAAUUAUGUUUCGGGUACGAAGCCAAGUUUCCCGUAUGGUGUUGAUGGGCAGACGGUGGCGGAUGAGUUGGGGGUGAACUAUCGCAGCUUUAAGGAGACUGUUGUUGAUUUUGUUGGGCAGAUUAAGGAUACGUUGGCAUGA
Molecule: messenger RNA, 1026 nt
Organism: Penicillium manginii
Lineage: Eukaryota; Fungi; Ascomycota; Eurotiomycetes; Eurotiales; Aspergillaceae
Product: SDR family oxidoreductase
Exons: 3
Coding region: 1-1026 (341 amino acids)
Molecular function (GO): oxidoreductase activity, acting on the CH-OH group of donors, NAD or NADP as acceptor
Source: RefSeq, a predicted model, not a curated record